This is a messenger RNA of Porites lobata, 606 nucleotides long. Lineage: Eukaryota; Metazoa; Cnidaria; Anthozoa; Scleractinia; Poritidae. The record is from the annotation of a GenBank genome assembly.
AUGGAUAAUACCGCCAACAUUCUCAUUCUUGGUCAUUCAUUUGUGACGCGUUUACAGACAUUCCUCACCGAACAUCACGAUAGGCGUGCCGCUCUCAACAUGAACUUGCCUCACGAAAAUAUAUCUUUUCUAGGCAUUGGCGGUAGAACCGUCUCUAAAAUGCUGUCAUUUGAUUUGGAUAAAAUUAAGGCUUUUCAGCCAAAGGUUAUCAUUUUAGAACUGGGAACUAAUGAUUUGUGUGUAGUGGGGCAGCGCCCCGAAUCUGUUGGUUCAGAUAUUGAACAUUUAGUUCAAGUCCUCCAUGAUCACUGUGGAGCAGAGUUUAUAAUGGUAUGCCUAGUAGUUUACCGGUCUGCUAUUCCUCCACACGUUCCCGAUUUCAGCCACAAAGUAGACCUUCUCAAUAAAUAUCUCAAAGUGGUCCUCGAACCACUCCCUUAUGCUGAAGCGUGGAGCCAUAGAGGGCUUCAAAGUCCAUCUAUUGCCGUUUUAUGCCGAGACGGCGUUCAUUUGAACGCAGCGGGUAACUAUGCUCUUUAUCGUAGCUAUAGGGGAGCCAUACUAUUCGCCUUGAAGAAGUUAGCCACUUUUUCUGAGGCUCAGUGA